This is a messenger RNA of Octopus bimaculoides (California two-spot octopus), 1166 nucleotides long. RefSeq names its product small ribosomal subunit protein uS2. NCBI's taxonomy places the organism in Eukaryota, Metazoa, Mollusca, Cephalopoda, Octopoda, Octopodidae. The record is from RefSeq and is a predicted model, not a curated record. Gene Ontology annotation, molecular function: structural constituent of ribosome. Gene Ontology annotation, cellular component: small ribosomal subunit; ribosome. Gene Ontology annotation, biological process: translation.
CUAACUUCCGGCAUAUUACAGAUAUUACCCACAAUCCUCUCUCCUCGAACUUCCUUUCCCCAUCCGACUCCAUUUGGCGCUAGACAAGUGUUGCUUACCGUAACUCACCAAGUGACCGAUCAAGAUGUCCGGAGGUUUGGAUGCCCUUUCCAUGAAGGAGGAUGACGUGAUGAAGUUUUUAGCUUGUUCCACUCAUCUUGGAGCGAACAAUGUCGACUUCCAAAUGGAACAGUAUAUCUACAAAAGGAAGUCAGAAGGUACAUACAUCAUCAACCUACGCAAGACCUGGGAGAAACUCCUGUUGGCCGCCCGUGCCAUUGCUGCCAUCGAGAACCCGGCUGAUGUCUGUGUCAUCUCUGCACGUCCCUACGGACAGAGGGCGGUUCUGAAGUUUGCUUCAGCCACUGGUGCUACACCUAUUGCUGGUCGCUUCACACCUGGUGCUUUCACCAAUCAGAUUCAGAAAGCUUUCCGUGAGCCCCGUCUUUUGGUUGUCACUGACCCCAGGACUGACCACCAACCUGUCAAUGAAGCAUCUUAUGUAAACAUCCCAGUUAUUGCCCUCUGCAACACAGACUCCCCACUCAAGUACAUCGAUAUUGCCAUCCCAUGCAACAACAAGUCAAUCCAUUCCAUUGGUCUAAUGUGGUGGUUGCUGGCUCGUGAAGUUCUCCGCCUGAGGGGUAACAUCAGCCGUGAACAUCCUUGGGACGUCAUGGUUGAUUUGUAUUUCUACAGAGACCCUGAGGAAGCUGAGAAGGAAGAACAGGCUGCUUUGGAGAAGGCCGCUGCCAAAGAGGAAAGCACUGAAGCUUGGCCAGCUGGUGGUGAUCUUGGAAGUGUUGCACCAGUUGAUGUUACUGACUGGGCUCGUGAGACCGUACCAAGUGCCUCUGCCGUACCAAUCCAAGCUUAUGGGGCCACUGCAACUGAAGAUUGGGACGCAGCUGAUACCAGCUGGUCUGUACCCGCUGCCAGCACUGCCACCCCUGCUGUUCCUGCCACCCCUGCUGCUGCUGCUACACCACCAGCGACUACCACCACCGCAGCUGCACAACCUGCCACUGUGAGCCAACAAUGGGGUGGGUCUGCUGAUAACUGGAGUUAAAAGUGUCUGCUGAAAGGGACCCUGAUGUACCGCAAUAAAAACAAAAUGUUCAAACAAA